AUGAUUGUAUUACAACACAAUGAGAUAAUAGCAUCAUUUGAAAAUAGCGUCAUUCAAAAGGUGCAUCGAUAUAGUAACAGAUUAUACGCGAAUUUGUGUGGUGUUGUGUCAAAAAAUGCAAUAGAUCACAUUGCGGCAGAGUAUGACCGCGUAAAGUAUGUAGGUAUUGAUCAGACUGAGUGUCGUUGCACAAUUAGGAAAACACAUAGUCUACCUUGUGCAUGUGAAAUAGUCAGGUAUAGUAUGAUCCCACAUUCCAUUCCAUUAGACGCUAUUCAUGUUUGGUGGAGUAAAUUAACUUUUCAUGUUGAUGCAUCGAGUAAACCUUCAGAGUUAUCUGUGAAACAUGAAAUAGAUGUCAUAGUGAAAAAGUUUGAAGAACUUGAUGUACCUGAUAAAAUUUCACUUAAAGGUAAAUUACGAGAGAUCGCGUAUCCAUCGACUACGUCGAUGUUUCCACCGGUUGCCAAGGUUAAAACAAAAGGUGCACCAAGAAAAGGCAAACAUAAGGUAUCAAAAAGAGAUAAAUCAACCAAGCGUGAUCCAUCUUGGUGGGAGUAUGUGGUUACAAGCGUUCGAUGUAGUGGCACAAAUGCAUGUAGCACUAUAGAUACCAGUAAAGUAGAAAAGCUCGCACCUCGACCAUCAGUCCAAAAGCUCACACCUCGACCAUCAGCUAGCAAAGUUCAACAACCAAGAGUUCUCCUCUUCAAAGAUUCUACAGUUUUACUUGGAAUGAGUGAGAACUGUUGGGCAUUCAUCCAUCAACAGUGUGUGAUAGAGCUUCAAGAGUUCAUGUCUCAUUACGAGAUACUAUUUGGUGGAGAAAAUUAUGUUCGACAACUUAUACACAAUGUGUAUGUUGAGCAAGUUGCUUCGAAGGAUAAUCGGAUGACACUUCCAGAAAUGGGAUAUGUGAUUGCUUCGAAGUUUAACUUGGUUGUCGUCGCAUUAUCACUUAAGCAAUCACAAACAUAUUUUCCACUUCGAAGUCCACCAACAACAUCUAUGUCAGAUCAUCGUGUGAUUGUUAUUGCAUUUGUUAAGAACUGUCAUUUCGUACAGGUUUACUUAAAGUCAGAUUUCCUUAUACCACCAGCAAGUAAUUUGUGGAAACAAUAUUGCAAUGAAGAAGCACGACAAUGGAAAUUUAUAUACAGGGAUCGCAUGCAACAUUGGUUGUAG
Molecule: messenger RNA, 1185 nt
Organism: Cicer arietinum (chickpea)
Lineage: Eukaryota; Viridiplantae; Streptophyta; Magnoliopsida; Fabales; Fabaceae
Source: RefSeq, a predicted model, not a curated record